AUGAAUUUGCUGAAAGUUAUUUUUCUAUGCAUAGCGUUGUUUAUCUGUGUACAUUCCGCGAACACUUUUCCAGAUGUUCCGGAUGAGUACGUAACUGAGGAAUGCAGAGAAAAAGCUACUACAUUUCAAAUAUCAAAAGGAAUGAGCCUUCCACUGAGUUACAACAGUGCACAAUUUUGCAUGUAUCAAAAUUUACAGGUCUUGGAAAAAAUGAAAUCGUUACAUUUAGCUUUGACAACACCCCACUUUGGAAGGUCCAUUUGCCGGAUUGAAGUCCAGCGGUUCGAUAAAAAAGCUAAGAAGGUUGACAUGAAAAUAUAUGAUACCGAUCUCCGCGGUAACUGUACUCCGAGGGCUUCCAUGGUUACUGUAAAUGCUAUUGAAGAUGCGAGAACCAAGGAAAUUUCAACAUUAGAUAUUCCACGAUUAAUAGGACCGGAGAAACCAUAUGUACUAAAGGAAGAUGCCCGACUUCUUUUUACGGAUUACGAGGAAUGUUUAAUUUUAAUUUCUCCGUUCAAUGCCGGAAAAUGUAAAUAUUGCGAACUUUUUGUUGCAAGCAACGAUGCUAUUAAUAUGCCUCAUACGCAAUGUCACUCAAUUUACCGGAUAUACUGCGGGUAUGGACGGCCCACACGAGACGUAUGGCCGAACCCCGCCGGAUCCUCAAGCAGUCGUCGAUUCGCCGUGGAAAGUAGCAGACUUGGGUUGCUUGUAAGCACACCUCCUUUAAAAGAGGACACUAUCUUCAUGAACGAAUUUCAAAUGAUACCGGAGGUUCUCUACCACAUUCCAGAGGCAAACAUGUACGCCUCAACCUACGAAAAAACAGAACCAAGACUAUGUGGAAUACAAACUCAGACGGUAUUGCGUAAUCAGGCAGAUUUGGAGCUCAAAAUGAUCACUUCUGGCAGGAAUCAAAGUAUAGAAACAGAAAACUAUAUGCGCUUUCAUUCGGACAUAAAUGCAAUUUCUCCAACCCAAAUCUCUCUUCAGGAUCGAUACGGUUUGCGGCGUGUGUUGGUGUCCAAUUUCAAGGACUGCUACGUAUUCAAGAAAGUUAACAGCACCAAAAACGGGACUCCUUCUUGCGAGUUCUUUCUUAAGAACAAUACAAUCCCAACCACUGACCUGCAGGAAUGCUGGUUUGUAUUCCUCGCGUACUGUGGAUACCCGAAGGCUUUUUACAAGGAUACAAGCUGCUACUCUUGA
Messenger RNA from Ixodes scapularis (black-legged tick), 1212 nucleotides. RefSeq lists its product as uncharacterized. The record is from RefSeq and is a predicted model, not a curated record. The transcript is spliced from 11 exons. The coding region runs from base 1 to 1212 and encodes 403 amino acids. NCBI's taxonomy places the organism in Eukaryota, Metazoa, Arthropoda, Arachnida, Ixodida, Ixodidae. Gene Ontology annotation, molecular function: amine binding. Gene Ontology annotation, biological process: symbiont-mediated perturbation of host defenses.